Molecule: messenger RNA, 2835 nt
Organism: Myxocyprinus asiaticus (Chinese sucker)
Lineage: Eukaryota; Metazoa; Chordata; Actinopteri; Cypriniformes; Catostomidae
Gene: kif28
Product: kinesin family member 28
Exons: 21
Coding region: 1-2835 (944 amino acids)
Biological process (GO): microtubule-based movement; cytoskeleton-dependent intracellular transport
Cellular component (GO): kinesin complex; microtubule
Molecular function (GO): ATP binding; microtubule binding; ATP hydrolysis activity
Source: RefSeq, a predicted model, not a curated record
AUGAGGGCGAGGGGCAUCGAAAUGGCCAGUAAGGACUGUGUGAAAGUGGCAGUCCGAGUCAGACCCUUCAACAAGAGGGAACGGGAUGCAGGCAGUCGCUGCGUUAUCUCAAUGACCUCCAACAACAUCAGUAUCCAGGAUCCUCAUAACCAACAGAACAGCCGUACGUUUACUUUUGACUAUGCUUACUGGUCCCACAGUGGCUUCACUAGGAACAAAGAUGGUUUGUUUGUGCCUCAGGAGACAGGUGGGCGCUACGCAGACCAGGCAAGUGUCUUUCAAGAUUUGGGACAGAGCAUCCUGGACAAUGCACUGCAGGGCUACAAUGCCACAUUGCUGGCAUAUGGCCAGACAGGCUCUGGGAAGAGUUACUCCAUGGUCGGUUAUGGUCCGAAUAAAGGCCUGAUACCCACCCUUUGCGAGAAACUAUUUCAGUUUAUCAGGAGCACACAAGAUAGCAGGCAAUGUCAGGUAUUUUUCAGCAUGUUGGAAAUCUACAAUGAACAGGUUAUAGACCUGCUAUCAAAGGCCAGUCGAUCUGUCUGUGGUCUUCGGGUGCGAGAGGACCAGCAGCGGGGUUUCUACGUGGAAGGGCUGAGGCGGGUGCCCUGCGACAGUGCAGUGCAGGUUGAGCAGCUGAUGGAGCAAGGAACACGCACACGCACCACUGCGGCCACACACAUGAAUGCCAACAGCAGUCGGUCACAUAUGCUCAUCAUCGUCCAGCUCAAACAGAUCUUUUCAAAGGAAUGCAUCACCAAACAGUCCAACAUUAACCUAGUGGACUUGGCUGGUAGUGAGAGACAAAGGUCAUCAGGGUCAGAGGCCGACAGACUUAAAGAGGGAACAGCCAUCAAUCUCAGUUUAACUACACUUGGAAAUGUAAUCAGUGCUCUAGCAGACAUGGCUCUUGGGAAGAAGGUGGUUCACAUCCCUUAUAGAGACUCCGUCCUCACCAAAUUACUGCAGUCUGCCCUUGGUGGCAACAGUCGUACAGUCAUGAUUGCAACAUUAAGCCCUGCCGAUAUGUGCUAUGAAGAGUCACUCUCUACUCUUCGAUAUGCAGAGAGGGCCAAGCGUAUCCAGAAUAAAGCUGUGGUGAAUGAGAGUCCCACAGAACGACUGGUGAAGGAGCUGAAGGCUGAGAAUGCUAAACUUCUGCUGAGGCUGAGCCGUCUGGGGCAAGAGGGGCACAAAGCUGAUGAUGAGUCAAAGGAGCUGCGCCGAUUGCUCACUCAUAAUGAGCUGCAGAUUCGGGCCAUUCAGACGUUGUGGGAACAACAUCUCCAAGAGGCUCUCAAAGACUGGGAGACUCAGUAUGCAACUAUGACACAGGAACGAAGAAUGAUGCAGAUGCAUCCGUAUAUAAUGAACAUCAAUGAGGACGCUCAGCUGUCUGGUGUAGUGAAGCUCUUUAUUCAGGAGGGUGACUGGGAUAUUGGUCUGGCAGACAACUCGCCCAGAGCUCUCUCUGUAAGGGGUCUAGGCAUUCAGGAAAAACAUGCUGUGUUCUCAAAUCAGCAAAGGAGAAUAUCAAUUACUCCUGUCUUGGGGUCAAAGGUCAUUGUGAAUGGAAUGCCUGUGUCAAAGAGGACCGAGCUGCAGCAUUUGGAUCGACUUAUCCUUGGUUCGAACAGCACUUACCUGUUCAUUGGCUUUCCUUCGGAGCGGUCAGUAGAUGAUUGGAGUCGCUAUGACUACGAUUACUUCCAGUCUGAACUAGCGGCAGCUGAGGGCAUCCACAUUCAGUCCCUAUGUGACAAUCAAGGGCCAAACCAGUCAGACCCCAGUCUACUGGCUGUGUUCUACGACUAUGUAAAGCUGAUGCCCAUGGUGACAGAAGCUAAUCAAAUGAGUAAAGAGUUGAAGAAGGGAGUUGAAUUCAAAUUGGAAAUAAAGAAUCUGGCAAUGUCCGACUCUAAGGGUCAUGACCUGGAGAAGGAGAUUGCAGUGAGAGUGACUUCUAUGGAGAGGAAGCAGGUGUGGAUGUGGUCCAAGGCUAAAUUUGUGAACCGUAAGUUUCUGAUGGAAGAGGUGUACCAGCAGCAGGUGGUUGGAGGGGAGGGGGCAGACAGAGCUCCUCUUCCCAUGGACAGAGACCCGUUUUGGGAUCCUCUAGAACCCCUGCACCUGGGCAGCGCUCACCUCUGGCUGCAGUCUCUGGCGUUCCGCAUCCCUUUGGAGGAGCAGGUGGAGGUGGUGGGUCCAGAAGGAACAGAGGAGGCCAUACUGCAGGCACAGCUAGUGCCCUGUAACCCCACGGGAUUACCCCUGGGCGAAGAUGACAUCCUGAUUGACCCAUCAGAACUACUUGGAAAACGUCUCGACUUUCAGCUGGUUCUAGAUCAGUGCUGUGGCCUACGCUGGAUUAAAGAGGCCCGUAACAGAGGCGUGCAAGUUGGGUUUCAAGUGUUUGACUGCCCACAGUCCCUCUACACCCCUUCAGUGUGGCAUAAUGUGAACCCUCUGUUGGACCACAGAGUCCAAUUCACUGCUCUGAGAACCUCUCAGGAACUACUCAACUACCUGCAGAGCAAUGCCCUAGUGCUGGAGCUGUGGGGCCUGCAGGAAGGAUGUUCUGAAUUAGUCCCCUGUAUGGACGGAGUGAAGACGAAACAAGAGGACAGCAUUAUUAUUGACAAGAUUGGUACAUCAGAACACUCUGCUACAGAAACUGUAGGAUCUGAUCUAAGCGCUUCUCUUCGAGCCCUUCAUCAGGAUUUGGAACAGCUGAGAAACACCAAUGCAGCGUUGAGCAAAGAAAACAGUGCUCUGAAGGAGCAACUUAACUCAGCCAGAAUUGGUGAGCACUGUCUGAUAAGUCAUAUGCAGUAA